Trypanosoma cruzi is the source of this 465-nucleotide messenger RNA. RefSeq lists its product as uncharacterized. NCBI's taxonomy places the organism in Eukaryota, Euglenozoa, Kinetoplastea, Trypanosomatida, Trypanosomatidae. The transcript has a single exon. The record is from RefSeq and is a predicted model, not a curated record. Gene Ontology annotation, cellular component: nucleus. Bases 1 to 465 code for a protein of 154 amino acids. Gene Ontology annotation, molecular function: protein phosphatase 1 binding; protein serine/threonine phosphatase inhibitor activity.
AUGCCGUUGUCUCUGACACGCCAGGCGGCUCAGCAGUCGGACGAUGUGAGGCAAACUGAAGAGGAAUUAGUGCCACGCAGGGUGGUGACACUUCAUCUGCGUCCUGCAACCGCGGAGAACGAGGAGGAUCGCAUGCGUCGUGUUUCGUGGGAAAGAAAUGUGCGGGAAAAUAAAAACCAGCGCGUCAGUAAAAGUUGCUGUGUUUUUCAUAAAAAAAAACUUUUUGGGGAGAGCAGCAGCGAUGAAAGUAGUAGUAGCAGCAGCAGCAGCAGCAGCGGUGACGAAAGCGGCGGUGUUAUUGGUGACAACGACCAACAGAGAGGAGGUGAUGCUCACCAUUACGGCCGUCAUGGAAGCCAUGAGGGCGAUCCUGCUGCUUGCCAGCACGGUGAUAAUCGCCACCACCGCCAUAAACAUCCACCUUGCACAAAGGAGCAUUGUUACUGCGGAACGCGGUUUCAUUAA